GCUGCCUAAACUUUUUUUUUUUUUUUUUAACUAGAGAGAAGUGUCACAUCUUGCUCACUUCCCAGUCCACUCCAAGAGAACUUGUGAGAGCCUGUGUAGGGGUGCUGUUAACCAGUCCAGCCCUGGAUGUCUGCUGUAGUGACUUUCAACGCCUCUCACUGAAACAGUCAUGAAGUUGCUUGGAAAGUCCAGAAGCAGGACAGCUGCCUUCCUGCCUCUGUGCUUGCUCUUUAUGAAGAUUCUGCAGCCAGGGCACAGCCACCUUUACAACAACCGCUAUGCAGGUGAUCAGUUGAUAAGACUUAUUCCCAAAACAGAAGAGGAAGCAUAUGCACUGAAGAAAAUAUACCGCCAACUUAAGGUGGACCUGUGGCAGCCCAGCAGUAUCUCCUAUAUAUCAGAGGGAACAGUUACCGACGUCCAUAUCCCCCAAAAUGCUUCCCGGGCACUGUUAACCUUCCUACAGCAAGCCAGCAUCCAGUACAAGGUCCUCAUAGAAGAUCUUCAGAAAGCACUGGAAAAGGGAAGCAGCUUGCAGACCCAGAGAAACCGAAGAUCUCUUCCUAGAUAUAAUUAUGAAGUUUAUCACUCCUUGGAAGAAAUUCAAAACUGGAUGCAUCAGCUGAAUAAAACCCAUUCAGGCCUCAUUCAGAUGUUCUCUAUUGGAAAAUCAUAUGAAGGAAGAUCUCUUUUUGUUUUAAAGCUGGGCAGAAGAUCUCGAGCUUACAAAAGAGCUGUUUGGAUAGACUGUGGUAUUCAUGCAAGAGAAUGGAUCAGUCCUGCCUUUUGUCAAUGGUUUAUAAAAGAAGCUCUUCUAACAUAUCGGAGUGACCCAGCCAUGAGAAAAAUGUUGACUCACCUGUAUUUCUAUAUCAUGCCUGUGUUUAACGUUGAUGGAUACCAUUUUAGCUGGAUCAAUGAUCGAUUUUGGAGGAAAACAAGGUCAAGGAACUCAAGGUUUCGCUGCCGCGGAGUUGAUGCCAAUCGGAACUGGAAAGUGAAAUGGUGUCAUGAAGGAGCUUCUAUGCACCCUUGUGACGACACAUACUGUGGACCUUUCCCAGAAUCUGAGCCAGAAGUGAAAGCUGUAGCCAACUUCCUCCGAAAACACAAAAAGCACAUUAGGGCUUACCUCUCCUUUCAUGCAUAUGCUCAGAUGUUGCUGUAUCCCUAUUCUUACAAAUAUGCAACCAUCCCUAAUUUCAGCUGCGUAGAAUCUGCAGCUUAUAGAGCUGUUAAUGCACUUCGGUCAGUAUACGGGGUACAGUAUAGAUAUGGACCUGCCUCCAGCACAUUGUAUGUGAGUUCUGGUAGCUCAAUGGAUUGGGCAUACAAAAAUGGAAUACCCUAUGCAUUUGCUUUUGAACUCCGUGACACUGGGCAUUUUGGAUUUUUACUCCCAGAGAUGCUCAUCAAACCCACCUGCACAGAGACCAUGAUGGCUGUGAAAAAUAUCACAAUGCACCUGCUAAAGAAAUGUCACUGA
This is a messenger RNA of Chrysochloris asiatica (Cape golden mole), 1486 nucleotides long. RefSeq names its product carboxypeptidase A6 (gene CPA6). Lineage: Eukaryota; Metazoa; Chordata; Mammalia; Afrosoricida; Chrysochloridae. The transcript is spliced from 11 exons. Gene Ontology annotation, molecular function: zinc ion binding; metallocarboxypeptidase activity. The coding region runs from base 170 to 1486 and encodes 438 amino acids. The record is from RefSeq and is a predicted model, not a curated record. Gene Ontology annotation, biological process: proteolysis.